CCAUAAUUACCUAUUUGAAGUUUCUAUAAUGACGACUGACUGUUUAUGUUGUCAUUUUGAUUUUUGAAAUUUGUUUGUUGUGUAAAGUUCUAAUAACUACCUAUUUAAUAUUCUUGUGCUGUGAUUGUGCUUUACAAGUUUCUUCAAUCUUCAUUCUUGAAAUUGAAAUUGUUUAUUCAAAACAGUCGUUUUUAACGCCAAUUUUGUUAUAAACAAAGCAAUGUAUUUUAAAUAUACAGUUAAAAUUUAGCUACUGAUAUAAGUCUUCUCUGGGAUAAACCUUUCUAAACAACGAAUGAAAAUACUGGGUCACUUACCCUUGAUCAUGAGUAACAACUGCCUUAUACAGAAAACCUUAUUUUAAUUGGUUGUAUCAUUGCCAAUGCAAGAAAAAUUAACUGCAUCAUUGCUAUUAUUUCUUUAUAUCAAAGUUCUCAUAAAAUUUUUCUUUAAAAAUGUGUGAAAUUCUGCAAGCACUCAGAGAUCCACUAAAAGAUAUAGAAAGCGAAUAUGUAAAGAAUACUGAUGAUAUUUAUAAAGCAGCUGAACCCACAUUAUCAGAUAUGCCAGUUGAGAUCAUUUUAAAAAUAUGUUCCUUCCUAGAUUGUCAUUUUUUAAAGUAUACAUUUAGUAAGGUCUGUACAAGGUUUGAGGAUAUAUUGGCUGAUGAUCAUCUAUGGAAGUAUUGGGUAAAUAACAAAAUGAAUGGUUGUUUUCCCGCUUUACCAAAUUUGAAAAUAUGGGAUGAAGUGCAAAUUGAUUGGGAGGAAGUAUGUGUUGAAAUAGAUUCUGAGAAAAAGAAAUGGACUGAUGUUGAGAAUACAACACAACACAUAAUAAUAAAGGACGUUCACUAUGCUUCUGUGGAUGCAGUGCUCUUGUUAAAUAAAGGUGAAACAUGUAUAUCUGGAGGAAGAGAUAGAAGUUUGGCGAUGUGGAACAUACUGGAGAUGAGAUCUGAUAUAGAUAAUAAGCCUACGAAGAUGAGACAUGACGCUCAUGCUGGCUGGGUUUGGGAUCUUGCCGCUGACAAUAAAGACUGUGCUUCAAUUGUAUAUUCUGCCUCUUGGGACAAUACUGUCAAAGCAUGGGAUUUAGGUGCUGAGUUUUCUUGUGUGGAAACCUUUCGAUGUGGUAUGACUGCUUUAUCUGUUGUAGCGUGGAAUAAUAUUGUAAUGGCUGGACUAUAUUCAAAUAAAGUGCUGUCUUUUGACUUAAGAUCAGGACCAAACCCAAUUAGUUUUUAUAAACCUCACAAAGGACCAAUAUUAGCUCUUAGUGCAUACAAAAAUAUGGUUGCAUCUGUAAGUGAAGACAAGACGUUAGCAAUAUGGGAUAGAGUUGCAGGGAAAAUGAUUAAACACAACAUAAAGAUACCUAAAGAAAAACAAUACCCUGUCUGCGUUAAUAUGAAUUCAUCAGCAAUAUACGUAGGUGACUCUACAGGUUCACUUCAUGUUUUUAGUCCUGAAGAUUUUGUUUACAUUAGGUCCCAUGAAAUAUGGAAGGAAACUCCAAUUGUUGAACCAUCUCAUAAAAUUGCUGGUUGCUAUCAAAGCAAGGGAAAUAUGAUUCUGUGCUCAGAUCAAGGAGAAGUUAAAUUUUUAUACAAUUGUUAUCCACCUCAGGAAUAUUAUAGUAUUAAAACAACUACUAUUGAUGUAACAAAGUUACAAUAUCAAAAUGGCAUACUGGCAGUUGGGACUUGUGACAAUGCACUUGAAUUUUGGAUCCCAAAGAAGGAAGCACUAUCAACAGAUAAUAUAUGAAAGUUUAAAAAAGCAAAUUAUAUUUAAAAUUAUAA
Molecule: messenger RNA, 1804 nt
Organism: Colias croceus (clouded yellow)
Lineage: Eukaryota; Metazoa; Arthropoda; Insecta; Lepidoptera; Pieridae
Product: F-box/WD repeat-containing protein 9-like
Exons: 6
Coding region: 456-1769 (437 amino acids)
Molecular function (GO): protein binding
Source: RefSeq, a predicted model, not a curated record